This is a messenger RNA of Neohortaea acidophila, 921 nucleotides long. RefSeq lists its product as uncharacterized. The transcript is spliced from 2 exons. Lineage: Eukaryota; Fungi; Ascomycota; Dothideomycetes; Mycosphaerellales; Teratosphaeriaceae. Bases 1 to 921 code for a protein of 306 amino acids. The record is from RefSeq and is a predicted model, not a curated record.
AUGGCCAAGGCAAUCCUUAUUACUGGUGCGACUGGAAAGCAGGGCGGAUCUGUCGUCAACGCAUUGCUCAAACAAAACGCUGCCGUUGAGAUCCUUGCCCUCACCCGAGACGCAGACUCGACCUCAGCGCAACGCUUUGCAAAGAAAUCACCUCACAUCAAGCUGGUCGUUGGGGAUUUGAAUGAUUGCAACGCCGUUUUCGAGAGCGCCAAAAAGGUAUCCUCCGCACCCAUCUGGGGUGUCUUCAGCGUGCAGGUAAGCGUAUUCCAACCGAUCAAUGGCUAUGGAGAGGAGCGGCAGGGCAACGGACUGAUCGACGCCGCAAUCAAGAACAACGUGCAGCACUUUGUCUACUCCUCCGUGGAUCGCGGUGGCGCCAACUCGGACCUCAGUCCCACCAACAUCCCUCACUUCAUCAGCAAGCACAACAUCGAGAAGCACCUUUUCGCCACGACGGAGAACUCCACCAUGGCAUGGACCGUUCUCCGGCCCGUUGCUUUCUUCGAGAAUCUGGCUCCGGGCUUCUUUGGCAAAGUCUUUUCUACCAGCUUCGAGAUGUCGUUGAAGAAGGAUCAAAAGCUGCAACUCAUCGCGACAAGCGAUAUCGGGUACUUUGCUGCGCAAGCAUUUACGAAACCGGACGAAUUCGCCGGCCAGAAGCUCUCGAUUGCUGGUGAUGAGUUGACCUUCAGCCAGUUCAAGUCCAUCUUCGAGGAGACCACCAAGCAAACCUUGCCGACGACUUAUUGGUUCUUGGCUAGCAUCCUCCACUGGGCGGUCAAGGAGCUCGGGUACAUGUUCAAGUGGUUUGGGGAUGUUGGUUACGGCGCCGACAUUGCAAAACUGCGCGCAAUGAAUCCGGACUUGAAGGACUUCAAGACGUGGCUGAAAGAGGACAGCCAGUUUCAGCCAUCGACAUGA